AUGUACAGAGCUCCUCCGACAGUUUCUCCGACGCAAAGUUCUUUAGCCGAGAGGAUCGAUGCGCUUACGCAGCGAAUCGAUGAUCUGUGCCGUGCGAUCUGGCGCCGACCACGCAGUUGUAGUCGCAGUGGCUCUGUUUCUCGUAGUCGGAGUGACUCUGUUUCUCGUUCCAGCUGGUGCUGUUACCAUUCAAAGUAUACCGAUAGCUAUGUAAGCAAGAUAAAAAUAUAUUCUGAUCUUCUAAACGGGCUUGGUUUAAGUUUUACAUCCGUGUUUACACCAUAUAAUGUAAAUGGAAAGAUCUCAUUGUCGUCGAUAAUGGAAUUUAACCCGUUAUAUUUGAAAUACUUGUUCCUUGCACAAUGCUUCUGUGUUUCUCUUGGAAUAAUUGAGGGUGGCACAAAAUUUACCAGGAAGAAUCAACCAGUAACUUUUGAAUGUCCUGUUGAAAAGCAAAACUUUAAACACUGGCAAAUUGAUGGAACAGUCAUUAACAGAAUUUAUAAUACUUCAAGCAUUAAAGCAAAUGUGUUUCCUAACAAUGUUAGCAUCAUAAACAUCACACUUCUUCAAAAUAUUGAGCAAGCAAUUGUUUGUGAAAUCACCACUGAUAAGAUAAGAUUUUAUGCAAGACCAUUAUUCAAUGACAAUGGGAAUCUUUACCCAAGUUUUGAAACACCAAAUGCCAUAAAGGAUAAAAAAUUCACAUUGAAAUGCAAUGUUGAGGGUGGUAGAAGAAGUUGGUAUAUUGGAAAUGGAACAAUUAUUGCUAAAUACACUGGAGUAAUCAGCGAAAAUUAUAGAUAUUUUGGUAGCCAUCAAGAAACUAGUUGCCAAGAGAAAAUCUGCACAUUGAGUAUAACCAGCAUUAGUUUAGAUGAAGACAACAUGAGCAUUAUUUGCAGUUCUGGUCUCCAUACAAGCAUGUUCAAUAUUACAGUAUUUGUUUUACCAAAAUCAGUCACAAUCAAGAGUAUUUCUAACACAGUUCCUGUGGAAAAGCAGAACAAAAGUUAUGAAUGCCAUAUUAAAGACACCAACCCUGAAUUUUCAGUCUUUUGGUUGAUUACUAAGAAUGAUGGAACUCAAAAAAAUGUUACACAGUAUAUUUCAAACAAGUCAAGCAAAUCAGGAAAGCUGAACACUUUAUUAUCAGAACUGACAUUAACUCUUAAUAAGAAUUUAAAGAAAUUACAGUGUGUUGCAUAUUUUCCGGGUAAAAGUGAAUUUGUUUACCAUUCAAUGGAACUCGAUUUGCAUAUAAAAUAUUCUCCAGAAAAUAUGAUACUAGAUGUUUCUGGAGGAAAAGUAUGUGUUGAUACUCCAACCAAAUUCCGCUGCAGUUGGAAAGGUGGUAAUCCACCAGCAAGUGUAACCCUGGAGUAUGAAAAAUACUCAAAUACUAGUAAAGAAGAAGUUGAAAUUAAUGUAAUACCUUCCAAAUCUCAUCAAACAGUCAAGUGUCGAGGCAUUCAUAUUGCUGCAAAUGUGUCUCGUGAAAAGAAUUUAACUAUUCAUUAUCCACCUAAAACAAUAGAAAUCAAGACUGAUGAACCCUUUCUUGAAGGUCGCAAAGGUAUUUUGCAUUGUAAGGCAAUAAAUGGAUAUCCAGAAAAGUACAGCUACAGGUGGGAUCCAAGUAACAAGACCUCACAAAAUUUAACACUUUCUCAACUCAAUCGAACACACAAUAAUGAGGUUUACACUUGUUAUGCUUCUAACAAGUGCAGUAAAAGAGAAUUACAUAAAAAACAUUGGAUCAAUGUAGAAUAUCCACCUGAUAUUACUGCACCAGAGAAUGUGACAUUAUUUGAGGAUCAAGCAUCCAUUAUAAACUGUUCUGCAAAAGGAAACCCUACCCCAGAAGUGUGGUUGGAGGAUAAAAAUGGAAAUUUCCUUUCAAAUUCUAUAUUAACUUUUAAUCGUAAAAAUAUCAGUGAUGUUUUCUGCACUGCCAUUGCAAAGAGCAAAAGGAAUGGAAAUUUGACAGAUAAAAAGGAAAUUAAUAUCCUGUUCAAAUAUCCUCCUCAAGUAAACAUUCAUAUUUCAAAUGAGCCAAAUAAAAUAAUAAUUAGUUGCACUGCAUCUGGUGGAAAUCCAGCAACUCAUAAAUAUGAACUGAAGCAAAAAUGGGGAAACACCACUAAGAAUACUUAUAAUAAAGAAGUAUUACCUAUAAACAAUCCUUCCUUCAAUAAUACUGGUACAUGGGAGUGUCAUGUAAUCAAUGAUGAUUUUCGUGUGAUUAAGUCAUCAAACUACAAAAUUCCAGUGAAAGCCAUGUUCAGUUCAGUAUUAAAUGUUCCAAAAAAGAGAAAUGUUUCAAAUGGAGAAACUGUAAUUUUGAAACAGUGUUUUUAUUCGCAUCCAAAAUCUGAUGUAAAAUGGCAGAAAAAUGAGGAAUCAAUUGACUCAAACAAAUAUUUAAUAACUGAUUAUUUACCAAAUGAGUUUCCUUUCAAAGGAAACUGUACUAGUUUAAAGCUAGAAGACAUCAAAGAUGAUGAUAUUGGUACUUAUACCUUAACAGUGGAAAACUCCAUAGGAAAAGAAACUGUUGUUUUUACUUUGACAUAUAAGGAAAAGCAAGAAAUCCCCAUGGGAAUAAUUAUUGGUUGCACUGUCGGAUUUUCGUUAUUAUUAAUAAUAAUGAGUCUUCUUGCUUAUAAAUUCUACAAAAGAAGAGCUAUCAAAAACAAUAAUGAAUUUUCAUCAACAAAAGCUAUUAAUACUAUAGAUGGAAGAGAUCUUCAACAUCGUAAUACAGAAGAUGUACACGAGGUUGCCAAUGCCAUCUAUGAUUCAUCUGGACACUUAACUGACCUAAAUACGGAAGAUAUUUAUGUUAAUGUUACACAGAAACCUAACAAUAUGAAUGCUAAAGUCAAUAAACCAGGAAAGAAAACUAAUGAUGUGAAUGAACUUUAUGCCAAAGUCAAUAAACCAAGCAAGCAAGCUGAUGAUGUGGAAGACCUUUACGCUAAAGUCAACAAACCACGUAUGCAAACUGAUGACAAUACAAGUAAGAAGAAACCUGCUGAUAUGAAUGACCUUUAUGCUAAAGUCAAUAAACCAAACAAGGAAACCUAUGACAAUACAAGUAAGAAGAAACCUGCUGAUGUGGAAGAACUUUAUGCUAAAGUUAACAAACCACGUAUGCAAACUGAUGACAAUAUAACUAGGAAGAAGCCUGAUGAUGUGAAUGACCUUUAUGCUAAAGUCAAUAAACCAAGCAAGAAAACCUAUGGUGUGAAUGAUCUUAAUGUCAAUAAACCAAGCAAGAAACCUGAAGAUGUGGAUGAUUUUUAUGCUAAUGUCAAUACACCAAGCAUGAAACCUGAUGAAACAGAAGAUGGUAGCUUGAAUGACAAUUAUGAAAGCAACAAUCAAAGUAAUGAGCCUGAAUCUGUCCAAGAAUGUGACUAUGCAGAACUUGAGUUUCUAAACAAUCCUGGAACAAGCAAACCAGCACCAAAACCUGUAGAAGAAACUAUUUAUGCUGAUCUAAUAUUGGACAGUUAAUCUAAAUUUUUUGCCAUUUUUUUAGACAUGUUGAUAUAUGUACCAAUUAUAGCAACUCUACAUUUUAUUCACACUCUUAAACAGAUGCUAGUAGUUUACGAAGUACAGAUAAUCAGAGUACUUCUUCCAUUUAUAAAACAGUGAACACUUCAACACUUCAUUUACUUGUCCAAGAAGGAAAAAAUCUUCUCAAGGCAAGCCUUCAUUCACCAGUAUGAUCUUGUCCUUUGCCUAUCACUGGUCUUUGUGCUCCUGUUUUUUUUUCCUGUUUUUCGUAAACCAUAACUACAAUAGCUCUUCUGAGUGUGGUAACUUUAUAUUAUUCCCACCCGAAACUCACAUUCCUCUUCUUUCCAAUUCUAUUGUGUCUCAUCUACCAUCAAAUUUGAUAGACACCAACUACUUGUCUUCCUCUAUUACUAUGCAUUCCCUUCAACUUGCAGCAUUUUAAAUUAACCAAGUGCCAAUAAUAACCCUUCAGAUAUACCAUUCUCCCUAUUCUAAAAGGUCUAAGAAGCUAUUAACUGAUAUUUUUCUCUUUACACAAACAAAUAUAGCCAAAUAUAAAGAAAACAUUUAAAUCUUUUACAUCUUUUUUGUAUCUGAUACUCAAAAGCUUUAUUUUUAAAUAAUUAUUCAAAAUGUUUUUGAUAAUGUAUUUCGUACUCCAUAACCUUUUCUGGAAGAAUGGAUACCACAGUCCUUGGUACUGCUUAGCCUAUUCAAACAAUUUCAAAUGUGAUAGCUAUUGACUGUGGUUACACUGGUUUUGUGUAUCAAAAAUCAUUUCUUUCUCUUUAGAUAUAUUUGUCAGUUUAUCACUAGAAACAAUACAUGGAACUGCAAUUAUAGUACACUGUUACAAAUAUUUAUUUUUGACUUAAAGUGUACAAAAUCCUGAGAAAUUGAAAAAUCAGCCAAUGCCAUACCUCUGCUUAUCACUCUGCUUCCAUCACUGCUCAUGAAUACAAUACAAUGGUCUAAGUAAGACUUAAAUUUGUGAUAAUGUGGUCACUACUUCACUUUAAUCCAACAGCUAUUAUGCCUGUUUUUCAUUGUUUUAGUUUUGUUUCAAAGUUUAUUUUUGUUAUAAUUUUAAUUCUGUUAAUAAAUUUGAAUUAUACUUUUAAAUACCCUU
Messenger RNA from Octopus sinensis (East Asian common octopus), 4660 nucleotides. RefSeq lists its product as uncharacterized. Gene Ontology annotation, cellular component: cell-cell junction. The transcript is spliced from 30 exons. Gene Ontology annotation, biological process: cell-cell adhesion. Lineage: Eukaryota; Metazoa; Mollusca; Cephalopoda; Octopoda; Octopodidae. Gene Ontology annotation, molecular function: cell adhesion molecule binding. The coding region runs from base 1 to 3522 and encodes 1173 amino acids. The record is from RefSeq and is a predicted model, not a curated record.